UUUUGUUUAGAUUUUAGUAGUUCAAACAGCCCCAGAUAACCUCAAAAUAUGUGAUAACAGUGUUUACUUUUAAGAUAAUUUUUUAUUUUUUAUAUUUUAUUUUCACCAGAAUAAUUCACUAAUCAAGUUUACUGAUAUCAAAAAGAACAAAAAACAACAAACAAACCAAAAGCAAACCAUUCUUGGAGACAAAAUGCGACUGUUAGGGUGCCUGAUAUUAUUUAUAGCUUUUACAGUUUCAUAUUCAUGGAGAUUUUUCCAUAAUGGUAGACUGAAGGGUGGUAAUCUUGGAAUUCCCCAUCAGAAGGGAAUAAAAGGAACAUCCAGAAAUUUUACUAGAUGGUUUAAACAGACAUUGGAUCAUUUUGAUACAGAAAAUGUAGCUACUUGGCAACAGAGGUAUUACGUAAACGAAGACUUUGCAGAUCAACAAAGAAAAGUGGCUUUUCUAAUGAUUGGAGGUGAAGGUGAAGCAACAGAUGUGUGGAUGACAAACGGUGCUUGGGUUGAUUACGGCAAGAAUAUUAGUGCCGUUUUAUUCCAACUUGAACACCGUUUCUAUGGAAAAAGUCAUCCUACGAAAGACUUAAGCGUGGAAAAUUUAAAAUAUCUAUCCAGUCAACAAGCCUUAGCCGAUAUAGCAACAUUUAUUGUAUCAAUUGGUGAUGAAUAUAACUUAGAUCCAGAUGUUAAAUGGAUAGUUUUUGGUGGUUCUUAUCCCGGUUCCCUGGCAGCCUGGGCCAGAUUGAAAUACCCCCAUUUAAUUUACGGUGCCGUAAGUUCAAGUGGACCUUUGUUAGCUGUUGAUGACUUUGAAGAUUAUUAUCAAGUUGUUAAUGAUGACUUAAGAUCUAUCAGUGAAGAAUGUUAUACAGCCGUUAAAAAGGGCACAGCUGAAAUAGAUGUUCUUUUACAACAUAUGGUUGGCCAAAGAACACUGACUAAACUGUUUCAGUUAUGUGAUCCCUUAGAAAAAAGUAUCAAUAAUGAAAACGAUGUUUCAAAUUUCUAUGAAAAUUUGGCUUCAAAUUUUGCUGGUAUAGCACAAUAUAAUAAAGACAACAGAUUGAGUACAAAAGGUACAGCAUUAGGCAAUAUCACGUUAGACACUGUUUGUGAUAUUAUGACAAACACAUCUCUUCAAUCAGAGAUAACUCGAUUGGCUACUUUUAAUUCCCUUUUACUUAAUGCCACAAAUCAAACUUGUCUGGAUUUUAAGUAUUCGAAGAUGAUUGGUGAACUGCGCAAUAUCAGCUGGGAUAGUUCACAGGCAGAAGGAGGAAGGCAGUGGACUUUCCAAACUUGUAACGAGUUUGGAUUCUUCCAAACAUCUGAUAAAAAACCUCAGAUUUUCGGCGAUAAAUUUCCAUUAAAGUUCUUUGUUCAACAAUGUUCUGACAUUUUCGGUUCCCAGUUUGAUGGAGAUUAUUUAAGUAGGGCUAUUAAGGCCACAAAUAUAAAUUACGGAGCUUUGAAUAUUGAGGUGUCAAAUGUUGUGUUUGUUCAUGGUUCUGUAGAUCCAUGGCAUAAGCUUGGUAUACUAAAAGUUUUGAGUAAGUCGACGCCGGCCAUUUAUAUUCCAGGUACCGCCCAUUGCGCCAAUAUGUAUCCAGCCUCGGACAACGACCUACCGGAUUUGAAAGCUGCCAGGGCUGAGAUUGAGUUUCACAUAAACAAAUGGCUGAAUUUUGGUUAUAAAAUUUAAAUUGUAUUUUAAAUAAAUUAAAUUACGUUAUGUUAAAUAUAAAAAGACUGUUGAAUCUCAU
This is a messenger RNA of Sitophilus oryzae (rice weevil), 1766 nucleotides long. RefSeq names its product putative serine protease F56F10.1. Gene Ontology annotation, molecular function: serine-type exopeptidase activity; dipeptidyl-peptidase activity. The transcript is spliced from 8 exons. NCBI's taxonomy places the organism in Eukaryota, Metazoa, Arthropoda, Insecta, Coleoptera, Curculionidae. The coding region runs from base 194 to 1705 and encodes 503 amino acids. Gene Ontology annotation, biological process: proteolysis. The record is from RefSeq and is a predicted model, not a curated record.